This is a messenger RNA of Staurois parvus, 597 nucleotides long. Lineage: Eukaryota; Metazoa; Chordata; Amphibia; Anura; Ranidae. The record is from the annotation of a GenBank genome assembly.
CUGUCCGCAGUCUUGGUCAUCCCUGUGCUGUCCGCCAGAGUCUUGGUCAUCCCUGUGCUGUCCGCAGUCUCUGGUCAUCCCUGUGCUGUCCGCAUCUCUGGUCAUCCCUGUGCUGUCCGCAGUCUCUGGUCAUCCCUGUGCUGUCCGCAGUCUCUGUCUCUGGUCAUCUCCUGUACUGUCCGCAGUCUCUGGUCAUCCCUGUGCUGUCCGCAGUCUCUGGUCAUCCCUGUGCUGUCCGCAGUCUCUGGUCAUCCCCUGUACUGUGUCCGCAUUCUCUGGUCAUCUCCUGUACUGUGUCCGCAGUCUCUGGUCAUCUCCUGUACUGUGUCCGCAGUCUCUGGUCAUCUCCUGUACUGUGUCCGCAGUCUCUGGUCAUCUCCUGUACUAUGUCCGCAGUCUCUGGUCAUCCCUGAACUGUGUCCGCAGUCUCUGGUCAUCUCCUGUACUGUGUCCGCAGUCUCUGGUCAUCUCCUGUACUGUGUCCGCAGUCUCUGGUCAUCUCCUGCACUGUGUCCGCAGUCUCUGGUCAUCCCCUGUACUGUGUCCGCAGUCUCUGGUCAUCCCCUGUACUGUGUCCGCAGUCUCUGGUCAUCCCCU